Messenger RNA from Aegilops tauschii subsp. strangulata, 1332 nucleotides. RefSeq lists its product as uncharacterized. Gene Ontology annotation, molecular function: protein dimerization activity. The record is from RefSeq and is a predicted model, not a curated record. Lineage: Eukaryota; Viridiplantae; Streptophyta; Magnoliopsida; Poales; Poaceae.
AUGGAUACAUUGGACUCUCUUGAUCUGGACGUUGCUGAUGUAAGAGGGCAAGGUUAUGACAAUGGUUCUAACAUGAAGGGAAAAAAUCAAGGUGUUCAGAAUCGCUUGCUUGAAGUUAAUCCCAAAGCAUUAUAUAUGCCAUGUGCGUGUCAUAGUUUGAAUCUCACUCUUUGUGAUAUGGCAAAAUCUUGCGAACAUGCCAUUUCAUUCUUCGGUAUUAUCCAGCGUAUAUAUGUACUGUUUGCACGUUCUACUAAAAGGUGGAAGAUUUUGCUUGAUAAUGUUCCAGGUCUGACUCUCAAACCUUUGUCUGAUACUCGUUGGGAGAGCCGAAUAAAGAGUGUGCAACCUAUAAGGUACCAAACUUCCCAAGUAAGAUCAGCUUUGAAGGAGUUGGAGAAGACUGCUAGGGAGGAUAAUGAUCCAGCUACAGUAAGUGAUGCUCAAUCUUUGUUCAAAGCACUUGGGCAAUUUGAGACUUUAGUUGGUAUGAUUAUUUGGCAUGACAUACUAUUUUCUAUUAAUAUGGUGAGCAAAAUGUUACAAGAAAAAAUGGUGUGCAUCGAUGCUACUCUAAAACACAUUGAUGGGGUCAAGUCAUAUUUUCAGAAGUAUAGAGAUGAAGGCUUCAAUUCUAGUAUUGAAAGUGCCAAAGCCAUUGCGUUGGAUAUGGGCAUAGAGCCCCAAUUUCGUACAAAACGUAAAAGUAAAAGGAAGAAGCAUUUUGAUGAAAUCAAUGAUGAAGAUGAAGAUCUACAACUGUCAGCUAUUGAAUCCUUCAGAGUUACAUACUUUCUUGUCAUUGUUGACACCGCAAUUGCUUCAUUGUCUAGUCGAUUUGAUCAGCUGAAGGCAUUUGAAGAUUUGUUUGGUUUCUUAUUCAACUCAAAUAAUCUGAAGUCUUUGGAUGAAAGUAGUCUACGCAAAUCAUGCACCACUUUUGCAAAAGCUUUUACUCAUAAGAAGUCGCGAGAUGUUGAUCUUGAUGAUUUUUUCUCCGAGUUAAAAGUAUUGCAACUAACCUUGCCAGAUGCUUUGAUGUCAGCACUUGAGAUUCUUCAGUUUGUUACCGCUGCAAAUUGCUAUCCAAAUGUAUCAGUUGCCUAUCGGAUCCUCUUGACUAUACCUGUGACUGUAGCCUCAGCUGAAAGAAGUUUCUCUAAACUGAAACUAUUGAAGAAUUGUUUGAGGUCAACUAUGUUACAAGACAGAUUGAAUGGCUUGGCUACAUGUUGCAUUGAGAAGGAUAUCUUGGAUAAAAUUGAUCUUGAGAUUAUAAUCAAUGAUUUUGCAUCUAGAAAUGCCCGGAGAAGCUUUUUUAUGAAGCAUUGA